This is a messenger RNA of Closterium sp. NIES-65, 3492 nucleotides long. Lineage: Eukaryota; Viridiplantae; Streptophyta; Zygnematophyceae; Desmidiales; Closteriaceae. The record is from the annotation of a GenBank genome assembly.
AUGGCUUCGCGGCUACGCCUCAGCUGGACUCUUGCCAUUGUGUUGCUCGUCGCGGUUGUGGGAUUUCCUGCAUCAGUGAUGGGAUACGACACGUCGUUUGACCGAUACUUUCAGUUCGCGCCGUAUUGCAAAGGGCAGUACUACUGCGAGCGCAAGGGCGAUGGAACCGUCGCGAUUUCCGCCCACUGGAACAAAGUCGGAGCCUUUGCCUCGUACGGAAUGUACCAGUACGGCAUAUUCAGCGUGAAGAUGAAGAUGCCGGCCGGCUACUCCGGCGGCAUCAUUCCGUGCUUCUACCUCAUCUCGGGUGGUAGCCCGGGUUACAAGGACAUUCACGACGAGAUCGACUUCGAGAUCCUGGGCGCGGAGAACCCGCGCGAUAUGAUCAUCCACACCAACCUCAUCACGGGCGGCCAGACCAACCUCGAGCAGUUCCGCUUCCCGUUCGACCCGUCGGCGGACUUCCACACGUACACGAUCAUCUACUCGCCGCGCUUCAUCGUGUGGCGGAUCGACAACACGCCCAUCCGCGUCACCCUCAAGACCCCCGGCAGACCCUUCCCCUCCGAGCCCGUUCAAGUCAAGGCAUCCAUCUGGGACGCGUCGAGCUGGAGUCCAUUGAAGCCCGACUGGAACAAGGGCAAGGUGACGGCCGAAUUCAAGAAUUUCGACCUGAGCAUGGCAUGCGCCGUUCCGCCCACGGGCAAGCGCCCCGCAUGCGCGGAUGAGACGAACAGGCAGAAGGCGCCGUGGCUGUACAACCUUGGGCCCAGGCAGCUCAUCAAUCAAAUCGAGAAUCGUGCUCGCGCGCGCGGCAUUUUUCGAGCUUCCGCGCGCCCCUUCCUUGCCUCCCCUGCUUCGCUCCCCCCAUUUCCUCCUUCUUUCCCCCCAUUCCGCCCAUCCCUUCCGCCCCCUCCACCUUGCACCCUGCCUUCCCCCUCCACCCCGCCCGUUGGCCACUGCAAGAGUCAGCAGCAGAUGCCGCUGCAAAGCUCGUCGUUUCCUCCCCAAUGUGUGGCGCGGGGAGGAGGGAGAGCUGAAAUCCUCGUCCUAGUAUUAUCCAAGUCGAUGAGUCCCAGACCUAGUCCCGACAGCGACCCGCCGCAGCCGCGAACGGGCCUGACGUCUCCAAUCACAUCCGCGUUCGCCGGCGGAUCGAACGCGAGCGCCGAUGCAUCUUUCUACGCCACUUCUGGUAGUGCUGCUGCCGCCAAUCUGUCUUGGAGCGCUCCCAGGCGCGCCGAUAGGGUGGGGAAAGGCGCCAAAGGCGGGCCGGAGAACGCGCUGCACGGCUUUCGCGGAGUGCGGCAGCGCAGUUGGGGGAAGUGGGUGGCGGAGAUCCGCGCGCCGCGCAGCAAGAAGCGCAUCUGGCUGGGAUCGUUUGCAGACGCGCGGACUGCUGCGCUGACGUACGACCGCGCAGCGUGGAAGUUGUACGGGCCGCGCGCGCAGCUCAACUUCUUCGACGGGGCGGCAGUUUCGGCGCCCGCCAGCAGCCACCCUCACGGCGCAAGCUUGCGCGCCGCCGACGCCCGCAGCGGCUUGAUCAGCAGCGGAAGCGGCAGCGGCGGGAGUGCCGCGAGCGACAGCGAAGGCGGCGCUUUUGCAGGCGUGAUUAACGGCGGCGUUGGAGGCGGAGAGAGAACGAGCCGCUCCGUCGAAACGCCUGCGCAUGUACCGCGCUGCGCGUCGAGCGACGACGCGACGCCUCUGUCACUGGCGAGGUUCGCGUUCACCGGCGGCGCGCCGUUUCUAACGCGAGACUCCAACCCAGCGGAGAGCACCGUUAGUGCAGCCAUGGCGGCGGCCUCCCGAACCGCGUCGCUCAACGCAGAAACUCUCGCUGCAGCGCGAUGUGACUACAUCGAUGCCCUGCCACUGCCCAGCAUGACCUUCCAAGAAAUCUUUAACCGCUCGUGUCCGCCGCUCACCGCGCCCGCCGCGGCGUCUACCUCGGUAUCCGCGCUCGGCGCGCGCGCCCCGUCAGCGGAGAAGCGCGGGAUGUGGCAGGGGCCGGUUGAGUCGUUCCGCGCGCCCGCGGCGAGCAGCGCGGGGCGCGUCGACCCGUCGGCGGAGAGCGGGCAACUGAAGCGCGGGGAGCAGCAGCAGGCUGAGGAGUCUAUGGCUGGCUCCGGUUUUGAGUCGACUCAGAAGGAGGCCGCGGCGUGCUCUGGCUGGAGUCAUGGCGGUGGCAUUGCUACGCACAGCAUUGUGAAUUGGAAUCGGAACAACCAGGAUCGUGACUUGAGUCAGGGAGUUUCCGCUGGCCUGGGAAGCGAGGGGGCGAGCAUGCGUUUUCCUCCGUGCCCCGCUGUUUUGCCCGCCCAGCUGAGUCAGCAACCCGCUUUGACGGUGCGUGGGGGGCUUGUUCCGUACGGCAGCAUUUUUGCAAGCCCCCCGGUCAUGUCAGUGGGCGGCAUGCACACACCUGGCAUGGCAGUGCCGUGGGGGUGUGGCGGAGCAGUCUCGUGGGUGCAUGAGAGAACGAUGGUGCAGCAAGGGGCGAUGGCUCAAGAGGGAGUGAUGGCGCAGGAUGGAGCGAUAGUGCAGGCGCUGAGGGAGAGCAGAGCGCAGCUGAUUCGGGAGCAGAUGGGCGGCAGUGGUGGCGCCGUGUCUGCUGGGAACGCUUGGAUUGCUAGCAAUGCUUGGACUGCUGGCAGUGCUGGUGCUGGGGUGCAGGAGGGGGCGAUGGUGCAGGCGCUGAGGGAGAGCAGGGCGCAGCUGGUGCGGGAACAGAUGGGCAGCAUUGGUAGCGCUGUGUCUGCUGGGAACGUUUGGGCUGCUGAGACUGGUGGUGCUGAGACUGAUAGCGCUGUGACUGCUGGGGCUGCUGGGUGUGCUGGUGCAGGGGUGUGGAGUGGUAGGUGCACGGAUGGGGCAGAUGCAGUGCAGGGUGGGGGAGCAGGCAUGGAGCAUGGUGAGCUGGACGCAGCAGCCAUAGAGCGCAUGCUGCAGCUCUCAGAAGACCUGCUCGGUCCAGAGGACCCCCCUCCUCAUGGCCAACACAUCCCCCUUGGACACAGGGACCCUCCCCCUCAUGGUGCCAAUGCCCCUCAUGGCCGUGUGGUCACUCACGCCUCUGAUGCGGCUGCAUUGGAGGAAACCAGUGCGGUGCUGGCAUACGGUGAUUACCAGUGUCUGGCCACCGGACUGCCUCAUGCCAUGCCGAGCUCCAAGCCUACUGCCGUGCCCCACUCGUGCUCCCUGCAUGUCUCUCUGCCUGGCUCUGUGCCGCACGCUGCUGCUGCUGUUGCUGCUUGUGAGCCUGUGUGCGGCCUUGCUGACCUGGUAACACCUGUGUCCCCCUCCCCCUUGUGCAUGGGAGGGGAGCUAACAGUGCCUGGCAGCCAUUGCAUGCUGCCACCUGCAGUGCACAUGGCACCAUGUGAGCCGGCAUCGAGUGCUGUCAAUGCUCUCACCAUUGACGUUGCCCAGGAAGACCAGCCGCCGUGUUUUGAGGAACUGCUGUCCCCCAUGUCUAGGCUCUGGUAG